Molecule: messenger RNA, 2898 nt
Organism: Rhinolophus ferrumequinum (greater horseshoe bat)
Lineage: Eukaryota; Metazoa; Chordata; Mammalia; Chiroptera; Rhinolophidae
Gene: GTPBP6
Product: GTP binding protein 6 (putative)
Exons: 11
Coding region: 261-1892 (543 amino acids)
Cellular component (GO): cytoplasm
Molecular function (GO): GTP binding; ribosome binding
Source: RefSeq, a predicted model, not a curated record
CUCGGUCCCGCAAGCAGAGUGCGGGACCCCUGGGGACAGUUAAAGACCCCAGGACCGGACCCCAGACCCCGCGCGGAGGCCGGAGCGGGGCGCGGGAAGGCGCUGGGUCGGCGGCAGCGCCCACCGGCCGUCGGGGACCGGCUCCUGGCCCCACACACGGCGCUGCCCGAACCGGGACGCGCCGCGAGUCCCCUGCGCAGACUAGAGGCGCUCACCCCGCCCCCGCAGCGACCGCACACCAAUCAGGCGUCGGCGAGCACAUGACGCCGAGCGACCAAUGGGAAGCCUGCGCCUUAGCACGACCCCGAGGCCCCGCCCCAUCGCGUUCCGGGGGACGCAGGAUGUGGGCCCUCCGGGCCGCCGUCCGCCCGAGAGCAUGGCUGUUUCGCAUGGUUGUAAGGGCCGCACCGCCGCUGCCAGCCUGCCCCGUACGCGCGCUCGCCGCCUUCGGCCCCGGGGGUCCAGGGGACCUGCGGGGUAGAGGGGGCGGAGGCCGGGGCCCACGGGCGGAUGGCUGGAGAAGCCGAGCGGGAGAGGAGGACGAGGAGGAGCCAGAAGAUGCGGAGGAGGAGGAAGAGGAAGAGGAGCUGCUGAGGAGGGACCCUUUGCUGCCGGCGGGGACGCAGCGCGUGUGCUUGGUUCACCCUGAAGUCAAGUGGGGACCGGGAAAGCCGCAGCUGACGCGAGCCGAGUGGCAAGUGGCAGAGGCGGAAGCACUGGUCCACACGCUGGACAACUGGUCGGUGGUGGAGACGAUGGUGGUGCCAACGAAAACGCCGGACAGGAAGCUCAUCUUCGGCAAAGGCACCUUGGAGCACCUGACGGAGAGAAUUAGAGGCCUGACGGGAAUCUCAGCUGUCUUCCUGAAUGUGGAGAGGGUGUCCCCGUCCACCAAGAAAGAGCUGGAGGCCAUCUGGGGCGUGCGGGUGUUCGAUCGGUUCACCGUUGUGCUGCACAUUUUCCGCUGCAACGCACGGACCAGGGAGGCGCGGCUGCAGGUGGCACUGGCGGAGCUCCCCCUUCUGAGGUCCAACCUGAAACACGACAUUGCCCGCUUGGACGGACGAGGAGGGGGCUCUCGCUACAUCAUGGGGUCAGGGGAGUCUUUCAUGCAAGUAAAGCAGCGUCUCUUGAAGGAGAAGGAAAUGAAGAUCCGGAAGGCCCUGGACAGACUCAGGAGGAAAAGGCAGCUCCUGGGAAGGCAGCGGAGGAGGCGGGAGUUCCCGGUGGUGUCUGUCGUGGGGUACACAAACUGUGGAAAGACCACGCUGAUCAAGGCGCUCACAGGAGACGCUGCCGCCCAGCCGCGGGAUCAGCUGUUUGCGACGCUGGACAUCACGGCCCACGCGGGGUCCCUGCCCUCCCGGAUGACUGUCAUCUACAUGGACACCAUCGGCUUUCUGUCCCAGCUGCCCCACAGCCUGAUCGAGUCCUUCUCCGCCACCCUGCAGGACGUGGUGCACUCGGACCUGAUCGUCCACGUGAGGGACGUGAGCCACCCCGAGAGCGAGCUGCAGAAGGCCAGCGUCCUGUCAGCCCUACGCGGCCUGCAGUUGCCCGCCGCGCUGCUGGACUCCAUGCUGGAAGUGCACAACAAGGCAGACCUGCUGCCCGGGUACAGCCCGGAGGGACCACGUGUCCUCGCUGUGUCUGCCCUCCUGGGACUCGGGCUGGAGGAGCUGAAAGCUGAGGUGGAAGACGCCAUCAUGAGGGCAACAGGGAGGCAGGUCCUCACCCUCCGUGUCCGGCUGGCAGGGCCCCAGCUGAGCUGGCUGCACAAGGCAGCGACGGUGCAGCAUGUGGAAGUGGUCCCCGAGGCCGGCGUGGCCCACGUCACCGUUAUCAUCAGCAGCUCCGCUUAUGGCAAGUUCCGGAAGCUCUUUCCAGAAUGACAGGUGGCCUGUGGCCUGGGGACCGGCGUUUCAGCCGCAGAGAUCUUUCCGCUACGAGACAUGAAAGCCUAGUCCCUGCGUCUGUACACCAGCCUCUGUGGCUCCUCCCGUGCGGGCUGCCUGCAGGACGGUCUGCCGCAGCGGCCACUGAAGGACGCAGAUGCAGUUUCUUCGUCCCCUGCGUGUUUCGCAGUCACAGCUGCCCGGCCUUGCUCUUCCCCAGCCUGACGUCAGCGGACUCAUCACCAGUGGGUCUCCCCACAAAGGCAGAGGACAAAGAACACGUGUCGUCACGGAAGCAGCAGGCCAGGAGUGCGAUGAGUGUCCCCGGAGCCACUAAGAGACCACACGACAGGAACACUCGCCUCUCACAGACGGGGCACAUGCGUCCAUCACACACGUUACUUGUCACCCACAGGAAACAUGAAACGGGGCAUCUUCUCAGUGACCAGGAGGCUCCAUCCUGGAGCAGAACUGGCAGGACCCCGUUGCUGACACUCCGAAUGCAAACAGCCUCCAGGACGACCUUCCUGGUGCCAAGUGGCUGGAGGGCCUGGGCACUCAGGCUGAUGAGCCCUCAGGGGCACCGAGAGCCAAGCGACUGCAGGUGCCAUCCGGAAGUGCUGCAGAGACGGGGUUCUCUCUCUCUGUCGCCCCCUGGCACCCAGGAAGCUCGUUGUUUAAUUAUGUCCCUUAGAGUUGCAUCCGCAUCACAGGGCCCAGGACCUGGGCUCUCAGGACCCCCGGCUGCGUGCGGAGCUGCACGUCUGGUCCACACGGUGGAUGGGGCUGCCAGCUGCCCAGGGAGGCCGUGUGGCGCAGGACAGCCGCCUCUAGGACAGUGACAAGGCCAGUCCAGCAAACCUGGGCCUCAGAGCACCUGCUUCUCGGCCUGCUUCAGCCCAGCCCUGGGGAUCAGCUCCUACGGGGGCUCCGAGGAGACCCUGGCAGGUGGGGGGCGUCCUGCUUGGGCUGUGCCCCCAGGCUCCCGGCCCAGCCUGCUCGC